Penicillium cinerascens is the source of this 357-nucleotide messenger RNA. RefSeq lists its product as uncharacterized. The record is from RefSeq and is a predicted model, not a curated record. The transcript is spliced from 3 exons. Bases 1 to 357 code for a protein of 118 amino acids. NCBI's taxonomy places the organism in Eukaryota, Fungi, Ascomycota, Eurotiomycetes, Eurotiales, Aspergillaceae.
AUGAAGAUUUCUGCCCUUGCUCUCGCGGCUCUUCUGCCUGCUGGAAUCUUCGCUCAAGAUGCCAGUGCUACCAAUCAUCCUGACUUCCAUGUUGUCGAGGCGCGCGAAAUCGAGAAGAGAGAUGUUAAAGGGAAGGUCCUUGUCGAUGGUCUUCGAUACAGAACUUGCCCAAGGACAUCUUGCCCUGCUCUUGGCCAAUAUGCUAGCGGCACGGCUAUCGAGAUUCAAUGCUUUACUCGAACCGAUACCACUGUGGUAGAUGGUGAUGCUGGUUGGGCCAAAUUGAGCAACGGUGAUUGGGUAGCUAUGGCGUUUGGAAAAUAUAUCACUUGGUAUUCUACCCUCUACGCCUGCUAG